This is a messenger RNA of Caenorhabditis briggsae, 870 nucleotides long. The record is from RefSeq and is a predicted model, not a curated record. Gene Ontology annotation, molecular function: protein binding. Lineage: Eukaryota; Metazoa; Nematoda; Chromadorea; Rhabditida; Rhabditidae. The transcript is spliced from 7 exons. The coding region runs from base 1 to 870 and encodes 289 amino acids.
AUGAAUCACUUGAUUAUCAGUCAAACUUGCGUGUGUGAAUAUUGCAAUACGGUCGUCGCACUUCUAUCAAUGACUGGAAAAGAAUUCACUCUGAAAUAUGAAUUUGAAAAUGUUGGGGAACUAGAACAUAGUCAAAGUCUCUCUAGUCCAGAAGAAGAAUAUUUUGGAGUGAAAUGGAAAAUAAGAAUCCACAAAUGGAACGAAAUUCUCAAUUUGUUUUUACACACAAAUCUGUCGGUAAAUCAAGAAAUUCAAUUUGACUAUACUACGAAGAUAUUCUCAAAAAACAAGAAAAAAAUUAGUUUAGAGUCUGGAAGUGGAGUGAUGAAAGUUUCUGACCAGUCGUUUUUUUGUGAUUUGAUUGACUGGAAAACUAUGGAGGAGGAAUAUUUGAAUGAUGGAAAAUUGGAAGUGGAAUUUCAUGUGAAAAUAACAGAAAUGAUUGGAUUUCCAAAAGAAGAAUUGAGAAGUUUUGGUGAGGAAAUGAAACAAUUUUCGGAUGUGGUAUUGAAGAUUGAGGAUCGAAAAUUUUAUAUUUCAAAACUGUACCUAGCCUCUCAAUCUCCUUAUUUUGCAACUCUAUUCAUGGGAAAAUUUCAAGAAUCUGAAAAAUCAGAAAUCGAAUUGAAAGAUGUAAAUCCUGAUGACUUUCAAUGCUUUCUUGAAGUAAUCUAUGCAGAAGACGCAAUUGAUGAUGACACUGUUGAGAGGAUCCUUCAAAUCGCCGAUAUGUAUGAAACCCCAUUGGCUAUCAAAAAAUGUGAGAAGUUUCUUAUUAAAAAGUCAAAAAUGGAAUUGAAAAAGAAGUUAGAACUGACAGAAAAGUAUGGAUUGGAAGAGUCGAAAAAAGCAUACCAGAAGCCAAUUUAA